UCUCUCUCUCUCUCUCUCUCCCUGUGCCCCUGCACAGACAAUCACGCCUCGUCCUAUUCGCAAUUUCGAAUCUGCGGUUUUCUGCUCGUCCGGCGAGAAUAUCCGUUGCCAUUUCUCUCUCUAUGAUGUGAAGAAAGACCGCGAUGCACGCCUACAAUCGGCUCCCGAGCAGCGGACACAGCAGCCCAUCGUCGCCGCCGGCGUCCCCGCUCAGCCGCUCCCCGCGGUACCGCCACCGCGGCUCCAAAUCGGGGAGGCCGCCUCCCAAGACCCUCGCGCAGCGCCUCGCCUGGAUCCUGCUCUCCGUUCUGUUAAAGCGGCAGGGGAUUUUCCUCUUCGCCCCUCUCCUCUAUAUCGCGGGGAUGCUGUUCUACAUGGGGACGGUGUCGUUCGAUGUGGUCCCGGUGAUUAAGCACCGGCUUUCCCCAGGGUCCGUUUAUCGGAGCCCCCAGCUGUUCGCCAAGCUCCGACCCGAGAUGGACGCGGAUAAUUCCACGGCCGAUGCGAUAUCAACAAUAUGGAAGCACUCAUAUAAAAGUGGUGAAUGGAGACCUUGCAUCAACAUGUCUACUAAAGGCUUACCUGAAUCAAAUGGAUAUAUUUUUGUCGAGGCCAAUGGUGGUUUGAAUCAGCAGAGAACAUCAGUAGUUGUUCUGGAGUUCACUAUUACUCACAUAUUUAUGAUAUGCAAUGCUGUUGCUGUGGCAGGCUACCUCAAUGCAACUCUUGUAAUUCCAAACUUCCAUUUUCACAGCAUUUGGAGAGAUCCAAGCAAAUUUGGUGAUAUUUAUGAUGAAGAUUUCUUUAUAAAAACACUAGAAAAUGGUGUGCGAAUAGUUAGAACAAUCCCGGGCCACAUAAUGGAGAGGUUUGACUAUAAUAUGAGCAAUGUGCACAACUUCCGGAUAAAAGCAUGGUCAUCCAUCAAGUACUAUACAGACACAGUUCUUCCAAAGCUACUAGAAGAAAAGAUCAUAAGAAUCUCUCCUUUUGCAAAUCGACUGUCAUUCGAUGCUCCGCCUGCAGUUCAACGUCUUAGAUGCUUGGCGAACUAUCAAGCUCUGAAGUUUUCGGAUCCUAUUUUGACUUUAGGUGAAACAUUAGUUGCAAGAAUGAAAGAGAGAAGUGCUAAUAAUAGUGGCAAAUAUAUCUCUGUGCAUCUUCGCUUUGAGGAGGAUAUGGUCGCUUUCUCUUGCUGUGUAUACGAUGGUGGAGAGCAAGAAAAACUAGACAUGGAUGCUGCAAGGGAAAGAGGUUGGAAGGGAAAAUUUACUAAACGAGGUCGGGUCAUUCGUCCGGGGGCCAUCAGAUUAAAUGGGAAGUGCCCCCUGACACCUUUAGAGGUAGGUUUAAUGCUCAGGGGGAUGGGCUUUGACAAAAGUACUUCAAUAUUUUUGGCAUCUGGAAAGAUAUAUGACUCUGAAAGGUAUAUGGCUCCUCUGUUAGAAAUGUUCCCAUUGCUGCAAACAAAAGAGAUGCUGGCAUCUGCAGAGGAGCUAGCACCGUUUCAGAACUACUCAUCUAGAAUGGCUGCUAUAGAUUACACUGUGUGUCUUCAUAGUGAAGUAUUUGUCACGACUCAAGGUGGAAAUUUUCCCCAGUUCCUUUUGGGGCACAGAAGAUAUUUGUAUGGAGGACACUCUAGGACAAUUAGGCCAGACAAGCGGAAGUUGGCAUUAUUAUUUGAUAAUCCAAAUAUUGGGUGGAGGAGCUUCAAACGGCAAAUGCUAAAUAUGCGAUCACAUAGUGACUCAAAAGGAAUAGAGAUCAAGAGACCAAACGACUCCAUAUAUUCGUAUCCCUGCCCAGAUUGCAUGUGCAAAUUGAACAAAACAGAGGAUUCAAAACCAUCAUCUUUAUCAUCAAACACGACAAGAUUGAUUCAGAGGACAGACAAAUAGAGUCGAGAAACAAAACGUGAUUGUUUCAGGGCACAGAAACAACUAGAGAGGUUCUUUUCGUUUCCUUUUUUGUAGUUGUGCACGUGUGGCUGCUAACCCCCGUAUAUACCUUUGAUUGCAAUUCUUUUAUUUUUUCCCUCCCUAAAAAUGAGGGCUGAAAACAAUUUUUUUUAAUUUUCUUCUGUGUUUUUGGUGAAGGGGGAUAGGAGAUGUUGUGUAGCAGGAAUGUGAUUGUUGGCCGGGUAAAAUUAGAAGGAAAAAAAAAAAAAUGCAACUUUUUGUGCAUGAUGCAAGAGAGGGAGAAGGUAUAGUUUUACUAGGGAAGAUGCAAAAUUUUACCCAGGCAUUAGUGUAUACAUGGAAUUUCUUCAUGUUAUCUUAGCUACUAUUUUCUGACAAGUUGUGUGAGAGGUUCGGGCAUGCAUUGUCCAUUGUGUGUUGUACAUUAGAGCAGUAUAUUCAUUUAGUCAAAAGCUAUGAGAGUUCUUCUAUUCCUUGUUUUAUUGUGUGUUGUACAUUAGAGCAAGGAUGAAACGCAUAUUCAUUUAGUCAAAAGCUCUUGAGAGUUCUUCCUUUCCUUGUUUUUUGUAUGUUCUUCGCUAAUUGUAAUUUGUUUGUGUGAUAUAA
This is a messenger RNA of Striga asiatica, 2528 nucleotides long. The record is from the annotation of a GenBank genome assembly. NCBI's taxonomy places the organism in Eukaryota, Viridiplantae, Streptophyta, Magnoliopsida, Lamiales, Orobanchaceae.